Pelodiscus sinensis (Chinese soft-shelled turtle) is the source of this 3211-nucleotide messenger RNA. It is a transcript of the gene CD99, whose product is annotated as CD99 molecule (Xg blood group). Gene Ontology annotation, biological process: T cell extravasation; homotypic cell-cell adhesion; positive regulation of neutrophil extravasation. The record is from RefSeq and is a predicted model, not a curated record. Lineage: Eukaryota; Metazoa; Chordata; Testudines; Trionychidae. Gene Ontology annotation, cellular component: plasma membrane.
UGGUUGCGGGGCUGGCUGCCGCUGGGCUCGCUGUGAGAGCGCGCGCGGGGAGGGCUGUGCGGCGGCUGCUGCCUGUGGCUAGUGGAGCUCGUGGCUUGGAAACAGAAAGUUGCAGGGGAGCGCGUGUGGGCGGGGAAGCUGCGGGGAAAGUGGGGCACCUUUCUGGGGAGCGGCAGCGGCGGAUCAUGCAGCGGGGCAGACUCACCCUCCUGCUCUCUCUGGCUUUUCUCCUGCUCCACGUGAGAGGUCAAGGUGACUUUGAUUUAUCAGAUGCAUUCGAUACAGAACCUACAAACAGACCAGAUUCAGUUACUAAAAAUGCAGAUUCAGAUGACCGAAAACCUCAACCUGGAAGCAAGGAUAAUACUGGUGGUAGCUUUAAGGAUGAAGAUUUAAUUGAUGGUGAAAACACUCCACCAAAAAAAAGGGGAGGUGAUCCAAAGCCCACAAGUGCAGGAGACACGGAAGCUUCUCAAGGACUGAUACCUGGAGUGAUAAGUGCUGUGCUUGUAACAGUUGUUGGAGCAGUAUCUAGCUUCAUUGCUUACCAAAAGAAGAAACUCUGUUUCAAAGCAAGCGGAAAUGAAGAGACUGUUAAUAUGGAAAGUCAACAAGGAGCACAUGCAGAGCCACCUGUUCAGCAAACACUUCUGCAGAAAUAAUACAGGGAAAACUCAAGGUGAAGAAAAGAUCAGCAACUGGAUAGAAAACCUGAAUAUCUGCCUGAAAAAAAAAAUCAACAGUGUAAACAGCGGGACUUGAGUUUCAAAAUUGCAUGGGGGGAGGGGAUGUAGUUCUGUUGAAAUAGUCUUGGAAAGGGAGGGAGGGAUGUUUUCAAAUACCUGAGCAUUUUUUGAGGUUAGUCCUAAGUGAAGCAUAGUGUCGCCCACUGACAGUUGGCCUUAAACUUGUGCCUUUUAAUUCUCAAUUCUGCUGUUAUGGCAAAAGCCAUCGCUGGUGUGUAUCUGAACUGACUAUUAUUCUGACUAGCCCCUUUUUCUUACCCUUUUCAAAAAUAAAUCAGUAAAUCUGCUGAAGUACCAGUACCUUGAAACCGCUCUAACACUGCAGCAUUGUGUCACCACCCACAUAGGGGACCCUUUACUCUCACUCUGGGUUUAUAGAUGGGCUAGCAGGGCACAUGCUAGUGCUCUUAAAAUAAUAGUGUAAGUGGUGAUUUGAAGUUGCAGCUCAGGCUACCAUUUGGGCCCUGAAGCCUAAAAGAGGUGCAGAGGUUCCAAAACCAGAGCUCUUGCCCAAGUUAGGAUGUGUAUACAGCUAUUUUUAGUAUGGUAGUAGUGUAAAUCACACACCUUCUGGGUGUUGUGCGCUGUCCCAUGUAAUGGCAUGUAGACGACUUACACAGAGGAAGAAUGAGUCUGCUCUACAGCCUUAGCUGAGAGCUAGUUAGCUUUUAGCUCCAGCUGUAAAGGCUUAUGUCCUAAGCUCCAGAGGUCCCAAAUUCAGUUCCACCUGUCAGCGCUACAGAAGCUCAAGUCUCAGCAGCCUAAAUCUGUUGACAUGGGUCGGGAGGCUCGCUACUUGUGUGCUGUGAAUGCAUACCCUAAAUUAGGAAAUCAUACCAAUGAAGACAUCUUCCUUAUAGUUCACUUGAAAGUGAAGUUUCAAAACAAAUCUACUAAAUGUUACAUUUUGUGGGUACCUGAAUGCAAACAGGUGUAAAGGUUCAAAAAGCAGCCAUGGCAUAUGAAAUAUUUGACCAAAUUAGUGUGUAUGUGUAUCUUUCUGUGUGAAUGUAUUUGACAGUAGAGUUGUCUGUGAAACUGUCUGAGUCUGCUACCAGAAGGAGGUACUUUUAUCUCUUUUCCCUAAGGAAAAAAGUGUUUCCUUUUGUUUGUUUGCUUUUCUUUAUUAUGUCUGUCUGGUACAGAUCCAGAAAACCCCAGUGUGCUUCAGUGCACCCCCAAGUGUCUCAAAGUUGCUUUUCUUACUGAUCAACUAAUAUAGAGUUGAUCAAGAAAGGAAAAAAACCUGACGUGAAAUCAGAACUCUACUUGGCUGAUUUUCAUUUGUCUGGGUUUGCCUUUCUAGUGUAUAUUUGGGCACCUUCCAGGAAUAAAUUUGUAUGACAUUUAGGACUAAUAGACAUUUCCAUGACUACUCACCCAAAAGCUUUAGCAGAAGAUCAUUAUUUUUGUGGUUUUGGUAUUAAGAGGCUUGUUAUCCAAGUUAGAAAGCAGAAAUAAUACAACUAAGUUAUGUGGUAACUACAACAUGGAUAAUCAAGAGCACGCUAAACAGUUCCUAAAAUUUACUCUACACAUGAUUUGCCAAAUACCUGUGAAUAACAAAUAAUUUGAGGACCUCUACUGGUUUCAUGAAGGAUACACAACAAAAAAGAGGGCUCAAGCAGCUAAUAGCACAUAGGGGCUGCUGCCCUUCUGUGGAGCUCCAGUAAAAUCAGGGGUGUCCCAUAGAAGCACAGCAGUCUGCUGACAUGUUGUCAACUGAAGGACGAGGUUUAGAUUUGUAAUUGCUACUGGUUACAAUGAAUAGUUUGACCAGCUGUGUCUAGGAGAGGUUGUUUGUAAUAUAACUUCAACUUUUGUGCAUUUUUACAAAACACUGUGACACAACUUUCCUUUAGUGCAUAAGUGAGAAUCCAUUCACACAGUAAACAAAUGACUCUUUAUAUAAGGUUAUAAUCUGGACUAGUACAAAUUUUUUUCCUGCCAAGAUCUGCAAAUCUCUGUGCAUAUAAAUAUUAAUGCAUCUAAUGAGAACUCAUUUUAAAGAGAACUUGUACAUGCUUAUUUUAGGAAGUUAAUGCAAAAUAAUUUUAAAUAAGCGUUAGUGCUGUGGGGUUUUUUUAAUUAUGAAAAUAAUUGCCAAACCACUUUUGCCCCAUUACUUUUAUUUUGUUCCUAGAUGAAAAUGUUAAAACAUGGCAAGUGCAUUAUUGAUGGAAAAGUUGUUGCAUCAUAGGUGAGAUGCUUUGACUGUAAAUGUUUAUGAAAUGUCUUGUUUACCUUCACCAACAAAUGUACUACAUAUGUGGCUCUGUCAGGUGUGAAGCACACUGAAACAUGCCGAUAGCUGUUUUGAGGGUUCUUUAAAUAAGCUUUCAAGUAAUUAAGAUUUUGGGUCCUUCAUUAGAUUUCUCAAACCUUUUAAGAAUGUCAUUGAAACCUCAGACUAUUAACAUUGUGCCUUUUUUAAUAAACCUGCGUAAAGCUACUUUGUUAAAGUA